Peronospora matthiolae is the source of this 1428-nucleotide messenger RNA. Lineage: Eukaryota; Oomycota; Peronosporomycetes; Peronosporales; Peronosporaceae. The record is from the annotation of a GenBank genome assembly.
AUGGCGUUUUUCACGUCCGAGGACCUCAAAAUUGCCUUCAACUUCUUCUGUACCGUGUAUGGCAUUGGCACGCUCGGUCUUCCUUCCAACUUUGCUCGCUCGGGUGCAGUUCUCGCGACAAUCGCCCUUGUUUUUAUGGGGUUUGCCAACAUUUGCUCGUGCGUGGCCAUUUCACGCGUCAUGGCAGCUGCCCCGAAGAAUGUCAAGACAUACGGAGACGUUGGUGAAUGGUGUUGUGGCAAAGCUGGACGGUAUUUGGUCCUCUUUGUCCAAUUUGGAGUGUGCUGCUUGGUACCGUGCGCGUUUCUAGUGCUUGGUGGAAUCCUGCUCGACGGUAUCUCUCCAAGGGCUUUCAACCAACAGUACUGGAGUAUCAUCAUGGCUGCUAUGCUGCUGCCUGUAAUUUUGACGCCCACGCUCAAGGAAGGAGCUGCUGCGGCUUUUGCGGGAUGUCUUGGCACGCUUCUUGCUGAUGCAAUUGCUCUGAGUGUCUUGGUUAAUGGCAUUGGGUUGAAUCACCCAGCUGUGAUCAGCCCCGACUUUGACGUUGGACAGAUAGCGAGCUCAUUUGGCAAUCUAGCCCUGGCUUACUCUGCCGCUGUGCUCGUGCCCGCGCUUCAGCGUGAACACUCGCAGCCAGAACGUAUGCCCCGUGUUGUUGCCACGACGAUGGUCUUUACCAGCUGCCUCUUCCUCACCAUUGGAUGGACAUCGUAUUCUUUCGUUGGUUGUCAGAUCCCGGGAAAUUUGCUCUUUGCUAUUGGUGGCACUGCUCUUAACCUGCACGCAAACCGCGGUGCUGUUGUGCUAGCCUUUAUGUUUAUGCAGCUACACAUCACUAUUGCAAUGUCCGUGAUCUUGAACCCCGUGCUUUAUAUUGCGGAGCGCGGUAUUCUUGGCAUGCACAAGCGUCCUGCGCUUACUAUUGUUGAUGAGGAGUCUCCGGCGUUCGACGGGAUCAACACGCCGCAAAAGGCAGGCAAUUCGGUUGUCUCGUUGGCCGAUGCAGAGCAUGUUAUAUCAGCCGAGGCUUUGCUUGAUGAAUACCACAACAGCGGACCCCUCGUGACGGCCAAGUACAUGACUCUUCGCAUCACCAUUGUCGUGAUUCUUCUCGUCAUCGCCAUAAUAUUCAAGGAUCAUUUCGUGGACUUUACCGACUUUGUCGGUGCGUGGGCUGUCUCAAUGGCUUGUAUCAUUCUUCCGGUCUUCUUCUACUUCAAGGCGUUUUGGCACUGCAUUCCGUUGUACGAGAAGAUCAUUGGCACCUUCAUCAUUGCUAUCUGUGCAAGUCUGGGUGGAUACGUGACGUUCACGACGGGCAAGAACCUCUUUUUAAACAUUGUAAGUGACAAGACGUUCAAGUACUGCCCAUCGGGCUUCGACAUGGUCGUGUACACUAAUGAGACCUUUUACGGCAUGAACUAG